CAUGACAUUCUGUCUACGAAUCUCAACUCUAACUCGCCGCCUGGUAUAUGUCUUAGAAUCUUAACUCAAAGAAGCUUAGCUAGUAGGGGUGCUAUGGCUUUCCCUAGCAUACAAGCUGCUCAAUGGUUUCUUUGAUUUCUCUUCUUGUUCUAAAGGAUGUAGUUUGCUUGCUUCUGGCAAAUCCGUUUGAAGACAUGACAUUGUCUGUCAUAUAUAGAAUCUAAACUCAGACAAGCCAUGUAGUAAGUACUUACCAAUGGCAUCCACCAGCGUUCAAACUGUCCCCCCACCGGUAUAUGACGUUUUCCUCAAUUUUAGAGGAGAAGACACCCGUUAUAAGUUUACCGACCAUCUAUAUCGUGCUUUGGUUGAUAGAAAGAUUAUCACCUUCAGGGAUGAUAAAGAACUUGAGAUGGGAAAGCCCAUUUCGCUGGAACUCUUGGAAGCAAUCGAGAAAUCGAGGAUUGCGGUCAUCAUUUUCUCAGAAAAUUAUGCAUCUUCCACAUGGUGCUUGGAAGAACUUGCAAAGAUUGUUGAAUGCAGAGAUAGAGGGAUAUUGACAGUGUUGCCUAUUUUCUAUCAUGUGGAACCUACUGAUGUGAGACGUCAGACGAACACUUUUGAAGGGGCCUUUACUGAACAUGAAAAGUGUUUCAAGGAGAACCCAGAGAAGGUGCAGAAGUGGAGAGCUGCUUUAACAAGCGUGGCCAAUCUCACUGGAAAGCCUUUAAAGGAUGGGAUGCAUGAGGCAAACUUUAUCCAAAGCUUUGUUGAAUGGCUAAAUUUGAUAUUGAAAGAGAAAUGUUCAAAUGAUAUUGAAGAUGAUCUUGUUGGAAUAAGCUCUAAAGAUGAUCUUGUUGGAAUAAGAUCUCGUGUUGAGAAAGUGAUUUUAGAUUUAGAUCUGGAGUCAACUGAUGUUCGCUUUAUUGGAAUAUGCGAGAGGAGUGGUAUGGGCAAGACAACUCUUGCACGAGCUGUUUUUGAUAAGAUUCAUAACCAAUUUGAAGCUUGCAGUUUUCUCGAAAAUGUUAGAGAGGAAUCUAAAGCACAUGGUUUAAAGACUUUACAAGAACGACUCCUUUGUGAUAUGGGAAAAGGGGGAUUAAGGGUAAAGGAUGAGCAUAAGGGAAUGCAAGUUAUCAGCGAAAUACUGCAUAACAAAAAGGCUCUUAUUGUUGUUGAUGAUGUGAGCGAAAGAAGUCAAUUAGAAAAAUUAGUGGGGAAGCAUGAUUUGUUUGGCCAAGGAAGUAGAAUCAUUGUAACUACCGAAGACAAAGACUUGUUGGCAAGUUAUGAAAUUAAAAUUGUAUAUAAGGCUAGAGGACUAAAUGAAGUUGAAGCUCUACGACUUUUUAGUCUGAAUGCCUUCCACAAAUCUCAUUGUGAGAAUGAUUUCCUGGAUAAUUGCAACAAUUUUGUCGAGUAUGCUCAGGGAAUUCCUUUGGUUCUUAAAGUUUUGGGUUCCUAUUUGUGUACUAGAACAAAAAAUGAAUGGAAAAGUGCUCAGAAUCAGCUAAGAGCAAUACCCCAUGAAAAAACUACUAAGAAACUUAGAAUUGCUUUUGAUGGAUUGGGGGCAGAGGAGAAAAAACUAUUCUUAGAUAUUGCAUGUUUCUUCAAAGGGGAGGAGAAGAAUCGCGUUGCUGAUAUACUAGAAACAGUUUACUUCCUGGACAUUCAUCUAAAAAAUCUCAUUGACAAAUCUCUAAUUACUCUUGUAAGGGGGGAAAAAUUGUGGAUGCAUAAUUUAUUACAACAAAUGGGUUGGGAAAUUGUUAGUGAGGAAUUAGAAGAAGCUAGAGAACGUUGUAGGUUGUGGUGUUGUGAUAAUGUCCUCGAUGUGGUAAAGAACAAUACUAUAAGUGGAUUAUUAUUUAGACAUAAAUUUAGAGAAGGAACAAAACAUAUAGAAGGCAUGUUAUUAAGAUUGCCUCCAGAUGAAGAAGUAGAAUUGAAUGCUGAAUCAUUCUCAAAGAUGAAUAAACUAAGAUUGCUCAAAAUUUGUAAGGUGCGCCUUUCUUGCCUCAGUUAUCUUUCUAAUGAGUUAUGUUUGUUGGAAUGGCAUGAUUAUCCUUUGGAAUCAUUGCCAAAUAGUUUUCAGCCUGUCGAACUUGUUGAGCUCAUUAUGCCUCGCAGUUGUCUUCAGCAACUUCCAAGUGAAUUUAGUGAGUUGGGAAAGCUAAAGCUCAUUGACUUGAGUGACUCCCAAAACUUAACCCGAACUCCUGACUUCACUGGAUUCUCAAAUAUUGAGAGGCUGAAUUUCCAAGGUUGUACAAGAUUGCGUGUGUUGCACCCUUCUGUUGGAGGUCUUAAAAGACUUAUUCUAUUAAAUCUAAAAGAUUGUAAAUGUCUUGAGAACCUUCCUGAUAAGCUCAAUUUGGAAUCUCUUAAAACUUUAAUUCUAUCUGGCUGUUCAAGAUUUAAGAAAUUUCCCUGUAUUGGGAGAAACAUGAGAAGCUUGUUGAAGCUUUAUUUGGAUGGGACUGCCAUUGAAGAACUACCACCAACAAUCGGGCAUCUAACUGGCCUGACCUUAUUGAAUCUUCAAGACUGCAAAAACCUUAAGAGUUUUCCGAGUGACAUUCAUAGUUUGACAUCUCUUGAAAUUCUCACUCUAUCUGGAUGUAAGUGUCAACCACCAAUCAGUGCCACCCUCACUUUUCUGCGACUAAUUUCAUUUCUUUUUCUAUCCUUCCUAGCAUGGGGAUACACCUAUCUCAGAAUUCCUAUAUGUGCUACAAUUGCUUUGUCAACAUAUUGUUUCCACAAUGCCCGGCAUUCUGAACCAGAGCCCAUCAACUUGUUGUUGUCUAAUUCGUUCUCAAAAUUCAACACUUUGGUAACUCUAAGUCUAAGUGACUGCAAUCUGUUGGCACUCCCUGAUGACCCUAGCUGCUUGUCAUCAGUAGAGUAUUUGAAUUUGAGCAAAAAUAAUUUUAUAUGCUUGCCCGAUUACAUUUCUCAACUUUCAAAGCUCAAAAUUCUUUUCUUGGAUCAUUGUAGCAAGCUUAAAUCAUUGCCAUAUGUUCCAUUAAGUACAAGGUUAGUUUCAGUACAAGGAUGUACUGCGCUUGAAAAUUAUUCAAAUCAAGUUGUUGUAUGGACUUUGGGUGUAGCAGGAUUCACUAUUAUUACUUGCCUUGGCUUGGCUGAGGAUGAAGAUGGCACAAUUGCUGAGGUUUCUUUGCUAGACACACACCUAUUAUGGCAAAGAUACGUGAAGGAUCAAAUUCAUCAAAUGGAAGGCUUUUGCCAUGUUUUACCUCAAAUUGAAAUUCCAGAGUGGUUCAAGCAUCAGAGGUUUGGGUCAUUUCGACCAAUCCCACUACCUCCAAAUCUGUUCAGUAAUAAAAAUUGGAAAGGAAUUGCUCUAUGUGUCAUUUUUGUAGUCCCAGCACAUUCGAACGACGUUUCUCCUGGGGAGGAUACAAAAUACUUUCAUGAGUUUUAUUGUCGUUUGGACAUAAAUGGAGAUCUUAUAGCUUUCAAGGUUCCUAAGGAAACAGAUGUUGGUUCAUUUGGACUUUGGCUAUAUAUAUCGCAUGCGAGGUUUAGAAAACAUUUAGACGAACGGAGUUGCAUUACCCCUUUGAUUGGAACCAACAGCCCGGAUAUUGAGAUUAAAAUGUGUGGUGCACGUAUUCUAUGCAAGCAAGAUAUGGGAGAAUUUCUACAAAACCUAGGGCAAAAAAUUGUUGGGAGCCCUAAUGACCUCCGUGGAGAGCUCAAGUCACAGCUUUCAAGAUUUAAUCAGGGAGAUUGGACACGAAACCAUAUCUUUCCUCAGAUUGCAUCUCCACCACGCUGGAGGCCAAUCCCUGUGACAAAGCUUCUACCAAGUAAUGAAACUAUACAAGGGGAGUGUACUUUACAAGAAACAAUAUUUUCAAAUCAAGUAAUAGCUGCAGGCACUUCAAAAAGAUCAAGACAAGGGUCUGUUUAUUUAGGCAAGAUAUCAAGCAGCCUUAAAUGUUGGAAUAACCAUGAACCAGAUUUGCAGGACCACUACCCUGGUACUCUCAAUCAAUGUUUGCCUCAAAGUGAAAUCCCAGGGUGGUUCAAAUCUGAAAAUAUUGCUAGAUCCUCAUCAGUAACAAUCCAGCUUCCUCUAAAUUUGUAUGACAAUCCUGAGUGGAUUGGAUUUGCAUUUUGUGCUGUUUUCUCAUUUCAAAAGCAUCCUACUUCCGUUCCUAUGAAAGGUUCAAAAUUUUCUUUUAUCAUCGUUUGUCAUUUGAGGACCGACUUGGGUUGUAUGAAUCCAUUAUAUAGCAUCAGUGAAGAGGACGUAAUACUAUCAUUACAUCAACGUGGAUUCCUUUGGUUAUCAUUCAUUCCAUGGUGGCUUCUUUCACCUGAAUGGAGUCGAUGCACUACGGUUGAAUUCUCAUUUAUGAGCGAUAAUUCGGCUGUAUCGGCGCUAAAGUGUGGGGUCGAUCUUGUAUACCGGCAAAAAUUGGAAUUUACACGUAGAAUGGUACAAUGCAUAACCUCAUACGGUGGUCCUUUCACAUCUUAUGAAAGAUUUCCCUUUUAUCAUCCUGAUCAAUUCAGUGGCAGUGAUGGCUCUAGUGGAACUUCUGGUCACUAUUCUUUUGAUCAAUUCUACAAAACUGCCGCCUUGGACCGCUAUAACAACCGUAGUAUUUUCAAUCAAUGUAUUCUUCAAAGUGAAAUCUCAGAGUGGUUCAGCCAUGACUCGCUACCGUCAGAUUUGUCACCUAAAUUUGACUUUCAUCCAUCCACUUCGUAUAAUUUUUGUUUCCCUCCAAGUAAAAUUCAAGACUGGUUUAGUCAUCCGAAUCAUGGACACUCAGUGACAAUUGACCUACCCUCAAAUUUGUACCACGAUAGUAAUUGGAUGGGACUUGUUCUGUAUGCUUCUUUCUCCAUCCAUGGGGAUCCAAACAUCAUCUUUAGCAAUCUAGCAUCAGGAAAAUCUCACUUCCUAUAUUGUCAAUGCCAAACGGGUAUGGCUAAUGUCGAUAAUCAGAAAAUUGCUUUCUCCACCAAUAAAGAAGAAAUCACGUGGUUACUUAAUCUAGGUGAAUUCAUUUGGAUAUGCUACGUACCAGGAGAGCCAUUUAAGAAUAUGUUGCCACACUGCAGCCACAUUGAGGCCUCCUUUGUGAGUGAUUGGUCAGGCGUGAUAGUGCAGAAAUGUGCGUUACAACUUUUGUAUCAGCACGAUCAAGUGCAGUUUGAGCAAGAGCUAAAACAUUGCAACAACUUGAUUUCAGAGAAUCGAAAGCUUGUUUGUAAACAACAAGAGGAUAAAAAAAAAAAAAAUGAACAAUACCAUGUUGAUGAAGGAUUUCAAAGAAAAAUCUUUUCUAAUAUUGACUUUGAAGGUAAAAUAUUUCCAAGGCUAAUUGAACACGCGGAGACUGAUGAAACUGAAAUUCAACUUGGCCAAAGUGACCUGCUAGAGAACCAAGAGAAGGUGGACAAGUGGAGAGUUGCUUCAAAAGAACUGACCAAAAUCUCUGGAGAGCAUUUAGAGAAAGGGAGUUGGUACAUCAACUUGUACAACUACUUGUUCCCAGACUCCAACUUUUCACAGUCCCAGACCACCACUUUGCACAAAACCCAAGAUUCAGACACCCAUUACACUUUCCAACAACAUCAGCAACAAGAAGAAGAAUUAGAAGAAUCGGAUGAGCUAUCCCAAGAUGAAGAAGAAGAAGAAGAAGAAGAGGAACGGAGCCUGGAUGGGAUAUACAUGCGGCUAAAGGGGGUUAAUGUUUACCCGAGCAAGUCUGAUGCAACGCCAACCUCUGGGGAGGUACCAACAAAGCUGACGAGGAAGAUAAAGAAGUCUAUGAGUGUAAAGUUAGAGUCUUUUCACCAUGAAGAGGAGGAAGAUAUUAAAAAUAUUGAGAGUCGCAGGCCUGCCACAGUGAGAGAAGGGAAAGUUAGUGUAACUGAGGAUGAAGAAGUGGAUGCCAAGGCUGAUGAAUUCAUCAACAAGUUUAAGCAGCAGAUGAAGUUGCAGAGGCUGGAUUCGUUAAUUAAAUGGAGUGGGAAGUAAAGUAAAAAAGUAAAGGUAAAUUUGGUUACUUUCUGGGGGUUUGUUUCUGUAUUCUUGACUAAAGACUUAAGGGUAUGUUUUUGUUUAGUCAAGAAAGGAAAAAAAAAAAGGGAUUGGUUAAAGACUACCGAUCACACAUACAGCAG
Molecule: messenger RNA, 6177 nt
Organism: Quercus robur (English oak)
Lineage: Eukaryota; Viridiplantae; Streptophyta; Magnoliopsida; Fagales; Fagaceae
Product: TMV resistance protein N-like
Exons: 12
Coding region: 257-6031 (1924 amino acids)
Biological process (GO): defense response; signal transduction
Molecular function (GO): ADP binding
Source: RefSeq, a predicted model, not a curated record